Molecule: messenger RNA, 681 nt
Organism: Mytilus californianus (California mussel)
Lineage: Eukaryota; Metazoa; Mollusca; Bivalvia; Mytilida; Mytilidae
Product: prion-like-(Q/N-rich) domain-bearing protein 25
Exons: 6
Coding region: 27-518 (163 amino acids)
Source: RefSeq, a predicted model, not a curated record
UAUUCUUAUAGAAAUCAGCUUGUAAAAUGUCUAAACAAUAUUUUCUCAAUACGAUUUUACUGGUCUGUUUACUGUGUAUUACUUGUGAAUCAUCAGUGAGAGAUAGUUCGUGCACUUUUGAUAAUGUUGACAGUUGUACAAAGUAUGGUAAUGCAAAGUGUAACACAAACAAUUGUCGGUGUAUGGAGGAUUACUAUGAUGAUGGAUCAACCUGUCAAAAAAAAAGUAGUGAAGAUUCGGCAUGUGGUGUCGAUGAAGAAUGUCUUGGUCCAAUGACGUGCAUUAGUGAAACUUGCCAGUGUAGUAAAAAUAGUUACUGGACAGGAUCGGCGUGUGCUACAAAUAAAAGGAGAAAUGUUUUUAAUUGUCAUGAUCCUAGGCCUGAACCAACUUGUGACUGUAGUAUACGACAGUACUGCAGACAUUCAAACUGUUACCAUAAAAAAAGUAUUGAUUUAAACUGUAAUGCUGAUAAAGAAUGUCUAAGUCCAAUGACAUGUAAACGUGGGACCUGUUAAUGUGCAAUGAAUCAGUAUUGGACAGGUUAUACUUGUUCUGCAGAAAAAAGUGUGAAUGAAACAUGCACUGCUAAUAAAGAAUGUGCUACUACACUGAAUUGUUCAAUUGGUCGUUGUCAAUGUUCUAAAAAUCAGUAUUGGACAGGAUCAGCUUGUGUGGCAC